UGACAAGUAAUAAAUUUGCAUUUUGUUGGUUCGGGAAUCAGCUUAUUGAUUUGCACCUUAAUUAACUUGUCUUCUAGGACCCUAGCCUUACUAAGCAUCAUUUGAAUUCCAAUAAGGAAUAUUCGAAUAAGUUUUAAUUGAGAUCACAAAUUUUUAAUCACAAAAAUGUCUUAUAACACCAGACGAGGGGGUGGCAAUUUCAAUAAGGGGAUCUCAGCAUCUCAAGUUGGCCAAAGACGAUCUGGAGGUCCUAAUCAUUUUAAUCAGAACCUACCAUCCCAGAAUUAUGGAAAUCAACAGGAAAGCUACAGCUACUUUUCACAACAAGGUCCUAGACAGCCAAGGACACCAAAUGCUCAACAACAAAUGGCCAAGCAACAACAAAUGCUGGUCCAGAAAAAGCAACAGCAGUCUCAACAACAAAAACAGGUUCAACAAAAAAAUCAAACACUCCAGCAGAAGCAACAAGCUAAUCAAAAACAACAGGAAGAAGAGUUGAAGAAGAAAAAGGAACUGGAACUACAGAAACAAAAAGAACUAGAACUUCAGAAACAAAAGGAGUCGGAACUGCAGAAACAGAAGGAACUGGAACUUCAGAAACAGAAAGAACUGGAACUGCAGAAGCAAAAAGAAUUGGAACUACUAAAGCAGAAAGAGUUGGAGCUUCAGAAACAGAAAGAAUUGGAAUUGGAGAAGCAGAAAGCUCUAGAACUACAGAAGCAGAAAGAUGCUGAGCUGCAGAGGCAAAAAGAAUUGGCUUUGAACGAAUUGAAGGAACAGGAAAUGCUAAACAAGAAAGAACUCGACUCGCAGAAACAGCCACAACAAGAAGAGCAGUUGCAGACAGAUGCAGAUGCUGAAGGGAUGGAAGUUGACAAUGAGGGAGAUAAUGCUGAUUUGGAAGCUCCACAACCUCCUACGAUCUCAGGACAAGGUACAGAGGGCAGGCCCUUCAGAAGGCGUUUUCCACAAAGAAAUAGAAAACUGUCGAAAUAUGAAAUUCAACGCCGUAGAAACCAAAGGUUGAGUAAACUGUUGCAACCUAAGAGCGCAAUGGUGAUAUUGAAUGAAGUUGGUAAAAAUGUUACAUAUAACGUUGAAAGAUCUCAGACGAAAACUGGACCUAAAGGAUACAUGUUCAAAGCCACUUUGGUAGUUGACGAUACCACUCACGAAGGUCAUGGGUUGAGCAAAUCCAGUGCGAAGAACGAGGCUGCGGAGAAGGCUCUGAGGUUCCUCGUCAAACACAAAAAACUCAUCCAGACCGUUACCGGAGAGCCAUCUUCUGCAGCCAACCCUCCAGCGGAAGUCGAAGAAAGCAUGGACACCAGCGCCACGACGGAACAACUCGUCGAUACUCCUUUGGCCUGGCAACAGCUCGCCUCCUUCGCGAUCUACAAGCUCCUGGACUCCUGGGGCGAGGAUCUGGAGAUGGUGAAAGAGGAGAACAAAGUGGAUAAAAAGCCCGUGAAGAAGUUCAGCGCGGAACUGGUAAAUCCCCUGAUGCUGAUCAACCAAAUGUUGCCCCGGGUCAAUUUCGAGGAGAUGCCUAGGACCUCCGUUGGCUCUACCAACACCUUCAAUUUCAGGGCUAUCGUCGAUGGAAAAACCUUCACCGGAAGUGGCGUGUCCAAGAAAGUGGCCAAACGAGCGGUGGCAUUUGCAAUUUGUAAUGAAGUUUUGGGUAUAUAUUAUCCACCUCACAUAUAUACUCCACCUCCUUCUACCGAGGAGCCUGCUAAAGCAGAAGCAGCAGAAGUUAAUCUGACUAGUGUAUAAUUUUAUGACGAAAUUUUUAUUUUAAAUUCAUUAUUCUUUACGAUUGAAUAAUUUUUUUGUAUUAUAUUUGGAUUAUCAUAAUUGAUAAUUACUGUAGAAUUGAUAGUUUUUUUUAGGUCUUCCUAUAAAUGUUUCAUCCUUAUUAUUUUUUGAUUAUGAGCCUUAUUCAGGCCCUCGAAAGUCAAUUUUCCUUUUACCACUUUUGAAAUAAAUUUGAAAGUUGAAAUUCGAACAAUCUUUGUGAAAUAUAAUCGUCUGAUUAUUUUAUUUGAGUAGAUUGGACCUGAGUUUAUCGAAUUGAAUAUGUAUUAUUGAAUUUUUUUGGAUUUUCAAUAAAUUUUUUUAAAUUUA
This is a messenger RNA of Harmonia axyridis, 2130 nucleotides long. RefSeq names its product calponin homology domain-containing protein DDB_G0272472-like. NCBI's taxonomy places the organism in Eukaryota, Metazoa, Arthropoda, Insecta, Coleoptera, Coccinellidae. The record is from RefSeq and is a predicted model, not a curated record. The coding region runs from base 166 to 1779 and encodes 537 amino acids. The transcript is spliced from 7 exons.